AGCUGCUCUGGUUUUGGCUUUGUAGGCAAGCAUCAGUGUAUUAAACCUAAUGUGUUCAGCUCCAGGAGCCAGUGAAGGAGUGCAGCAGUGUGGUGAUGUGGAGAACUUAGGCAGGUUUAAAACAAGUCACACAGCUGCUUUUUGUUCACUGAUGGAGAGUUGAAUAUAAAGUGAGAAAGAGAGAAAUAUUAUGUAUGCUUGUAAUCACGUGAUGUUAAAGACAAAGUACAUUCGAUGUAAAGAUCAGGCUGAGGCUCCAGCAAGACUAGCUAUGACAUCAUAAAAGCCAGAAGUUAACACAGACAUGAGGACUUCCUGAGACAUAAAGCGUCCAAACACAUGAACAUGUGAGAGUGGGGGUGACAGAACUAUGCUGCAAGGUCCUGACUGACAGCAUCUGUACACAAUGGCCAGUGAAAAUCCUGAUACAAAUGCAGCACUACAAGCCUCAGGAGAGUCCACUUUAAAAAAAGCAACCAAAAAAGCACAAAAACAAAUCGAUCAAUUAUUUAACGUCUCACUUCACAUUGCUGUAACUGGAGAAUCAGGAACAGGAAAGUCAUCUUUUAUCAAUGCAAUCAGAGAGCUGGACAGUGAUGAUGAAGGUGCAGCUAAAACUGGUGUAACUGAAACCACAACUGACCCAACACCUUACGAACAUCCCACAAUGCCCAAUGUGACACUUUGGGACCUGCCCGGAAUUGGAACCCCAAAGUUUAAGGCUCGGACAUACCUUAAAAAAAUGCAGUUCAAUAGGUACGAUUUCUUUAUCAUCAUCUCAUCUGAAAGAUUCAAAGAGAAUGACAUCAUGUUGGCCAAAGAGAUCAAAAGAAGAAAAAAGCUCUUUUACUUUGUGAGAUCUAAGAUAGACAAUGAUAUUCGAGCAGAAGAAACAAAAAAGAGCUUUAACAAAGAAGAAACACUCUCACAAAUCAAAAGAAACUGCCUGGAAAACCUGGAGGGAAUUGAAAAUCCAAAGGUUUUCCUUAUAUCCUCAGAGGAUAUUAAAGCAUUUGAUUAUGAAAAGCUUGUUGAAACUCUGAUGUUAGAUCUCCCACAGCAUAAACAAUACGCUCUACUGCAGUCGGUGCCCAUCACCUCUGUGGCUAUGCUACAGAAAAAAGUGAAGAUGUUUGAGAAAGCAGCAUGGGCUGCAGCCCUCUGCUCUGGGGUCAUUGCAGUAGCUCCAGUUCCUGGUCUCUCAGUGGUUUGUGAUGCCAGUAUUUUAGUGGCUUUCUUUACAAAGUGCUUCUACUCAUUUGGCCUUGAUGAUAAAUCACUUAAAAAACUCUCAGAACGAAUCAACAAGCCACAACUGGAAUCUUUCAUCAAAUCUCCUCUUGUUGUGGCUUUGACAGCAAAAUCCACUGCAAGACUGUCAGUGUCUGCUGUAGCUGGCGGAGCAGUGUUGGAGUAUCUGUGCAGCUUGGUGCCUGGUGUAGGAAAUGCUGCAGCUGCUGGGAUAUCUUUCGUUUGUACAUUAACACUUUUGAAGAAUGGAUUGAAAGAGCUUGAAAAUGCAGCACUGAUGGUGCUGAAAGAGGCGGGAUUACAGUGACAAAAAAGCACCGACAUGGAAGAGAAAAAAGGACUAUAAUGAGCUCAAAAUAUGGUGAUGCUCAUAUUUAUAAAUUGCUUAAAAGCUCCUGGUUAUACCAUGACUAUAUAAAGCUGCAGAAAGGACAUUAUUUAUAAUCCCACUCUUAGUGUUUAUAAUGAUUUAUAAUCCCACUCUCAGUGUUUAUAAUGAUUUAUAAUCCCAAUCUCAGUGUUUAUAAUGAUUUAUAAUCCCACUCUUAGUGUUUAUAAUGAUUUAUAAUCCCACUCUCAGUGUUUAUAAUGAUUUAUAAUCCCACUCUCAGUGUUUAUAAUGAUUUAUAAUCCCAAUCUCAGUGUUUAUAAUGAUUUAUAAUCCCACUCUCAGUGUUUAUAAUGAUUUAUAAUCCCAAUCUCAGUGUUUAUAAUGAUUUAUAAUCCCACUCUUAGUGUUUAUAAUGAUUUAUAAUCCCACUCUCAGUGUUUAUAAUGAUUUAUAAUCCCCUCUUAGUGUUUAUAAUGAUUUAUAAUCCCACUCUCAGUGUUUAUAAUGAUUUAUAAUCCCACUCUCAGUGUUUAUAAUGAUUUAUAAUCCCACUCUCAGUGUUUAUAAUGAUUUAUAAUCCCACUCUUAGUGUUUAUAAUGAUUUAUAAUCCCACUCUUAGUGUUUAUAAUGAUUUAUAAUCCCACUCUCAGUGUUUAUAAUGAUUUAUAAUCCCUCUUAGUGUUUAUAAUGAUUUAGAAUUAGUGAUUUGCAAAUAAUUAUAGAUCUCUAAAGAAGUUGUAGCUAAAUUAUCCAAAAAAGCACCUUUUUAUAGUUUCAGAUAACAAAUCAGUUUAAUGAAGAAGCUUCCCUGUACAGUUUAUUCUCCUUUAGUUUACUAGCAGAUCCUUAGAGGAACCUAACCAAGUUUGUUGUGAUACUGAGAACCUCUGUCUUUUAGCUCUGUGACUAAUUUAAUAAUAGAUCAUACAAUGAUUGCUUGUUAUGUGGCAGCCAUGUGGUUUAUAAAUCUCAUCGUUUUGAUCA
Molecule: messenger RNA, 2567 nt
Organism: Tachysurus vachellii
Lineage: Eukaryota; Metazoa; Chordata; Actinopteri; Siluriformes; Bagridae
Product: interferon-inducible GTPase 5-like
Exons: 2
Coding region: 407-1558 (383 amino acids)
Cellular component (GO): membrane
Molecular function (GO): GTP binding
Source: RefSeq, a predicted model, not a curated record